UCGAAAUGAUAACGAUACGGCUUCAAAACUUGGUCGGAAUUGUUGUAUGGCGAACAAUGCAAAUUUUGUACCAAGUUAACCAGAGUUCGAGACGUCUUGUUCCGUCGAGUGCCGUAUAAACCUGUGUGUAAUAACCAAGAAUGUCCCUCGAAGCUUUGAAUGCGAGCAACGGGAUUGAGGAGCAGGAGGUGGAAGAUGUGGGAAAAACGGCGUAUCUGGGUACCGCAGCUGUUUUAAUAGCGAUCGGUGUUCUCGGUGCACUUUUGAAUAUGACUGUGAUAUUCAUCAUGCUGCGAGAUAGGCAAACUUUGUUAACGCCGGUCAAUGUGGUAUUGCUGAAUUUGGUGAUCGGCGACUUCUGCGUAUCAAUUAUCGGUACUCCGUUUCCAACCGUAUCUGCAAUCCUUGGAAGAUGGUACUGGGGCUACACGGGUUGUCUUUGGUACGCUUGGUUCAUGUCGACUUUGGGGCUGGCCAGUAUUGGAAAUCUGACGGUUUUAGCGAUAGAAAGAUGGCUGCUUGUGACACGACCGAUGAGAGCUUUCACCAUAAGACAAGCCUUGUACCUGGUAUCGGGGGUUUGGAUCUACACGCUGUCACUGACGAUCCCCCCCCUCUGCGGAUGGGGAAGCUACGGACCAGAAGCCGGAAAUCUGUCUUGCAGCGUUUCCUGGGAAGUCCACGAUCCCGCGAUCGGUAGCGACACCUACAUCGCGUUCCUCUUCUUCUUCGGCCUGGUCGUUCCGGUGAUUCUGAUAUGCUGGAGUUACUUCGAGAUAAUACGAACGCUGAGGAAGGUCAGGAAGAGAGCCGGUUCCAGAGGCAAGUACGAGGCGAAAGUUACCAAAAUGGUGGCUCUCAUGAUCAUGGCGUUCCUGAUAGCCUGGACACCUUACUCGAUCUCGGCUCUAUCUGCGCAGUAUCUGCAGGUUACGUCAAGCCCAACAGUCGCGAUAGUUCCAGCGCUGUUGGCGAAGUCAUCGAUCUGCUAUAACCCGCUGAUAUACGUCGGGAUGAACAGCCAAUUCCGUACUGUGAUGAAACAGUUCUUAGGAUUGUCAGAAUCUACAAGACCAGCAACGAUUAGUCAACACACGGGAGUAAGCGCCAGCAACCGAGCGGGCGUUAAUCCGAUACAAAUUGAGAAGGAAUAAUGUCCGUCAG
Messenger RNA from Diprion similis, 1164 nucleotides. Its product is annotated as melanopsin-like. The coding region runs from base 141 to 1154 and encodes 337 amino acids. The transcript has 6 exons. Gene Ontology annotation, cellular component: membrane; photoreceptor outer segment. NCBI's taxonomy places the organism in Eukaryota, Metazoa, Arthropoda, Insecta, Hymenoptera, Diprionidae. Gene Ontology annotation, molecular function: G protein-coupled receptor activity. The record is from RefSeq and is a predicted model, not a curated record. Gene Ontology annotation, biological process: G protein-coupled receptor signaling pathway.